AUGCUCUGUGCUCUGCUGCUCAUGCUCAUGCUCGUGCUCGUGCUCGUGCUCGUGCUCACGCUUUGUUUCCAACCCAUCCCUCGCCCGAGCUAUCUUCAGAAACAAAAACAUCUGCCGGUGCCAGAGUGUUGGAUUUCAACCAAAGGUGGCAUGCAUGCCUAUGCUUACUAUAGGCACGCUCCUUGCCCGCCGCCUACCUUGCCCCCGUGCAUCCGCCUCCCGCUGCCGUCUCACCUCGAGUUUGCGCGGUUUUCUGGCACUCAGGGGACCGUCGGGACUGCGGUCUUUCCACUGCUUGUAGGUUAG
This is a messenger RNA of Plenodomus lingam JN3, 306 nucleotides long. RefSeq lists its product as uncharacterized. The record is from RefSeq and is a predicted model, not a curated record. Lineage: Eukaryota; Fungi; Ascomycota; Dothideomycetes; Pleosporales; Leptosphaeriaceae.